AUGCCUCGACCUCGUCAACGACGCGGCGCUGAUGCCAAAAAGGAAGCCAAGCAGGUAAGCCAAGACCUACAACCCUCAGUCCCAGAGCUGUACCCGUCCUCUCCGGCGAUGCCACGGGAGGCCUUCGCAGCCAGAUCGCAGAUCGUACGGGUGCAUUCACCCAGCUCCCUUCAACCCAUCACGGGUCAUGGGUCACCCCCGGAGCAUGUUGAAAACAGUCACAUGACCUCAUCAGGAGCUUUACAUGACGCGGACGUGCAUCAUGGCACAGUCGUGGCCCCUAUUACCAGCUUCGCAGCCCGCUAACUCGCUUCUUGUUGUCGUCGUCGUCUCAACAGCUCAAGCGGGAGCAGCAGGAACAGGCUGCUCGAGCCCAAGAACUGGCCGAGAAGCGUGCUCGACACAAAAAGUCCGAGAUGCCUUGGACCGCACUGCCCCAUCGUGCCGUAGCGUCGACCUCGAAUCCAGCGAAUGGUCACUCCCAGGGCGAGGAUGGCCCCUCCGGCUCGGGACCUGCUGGGCCUGUCGAUCCCAAUGCUUUACCAGAAUGUGAUCCAGACACAAAGGCCUACUUUCAGCAAGUAGAUCAACAAAUCGCCGAGAUGGAAUCGUUGGGCGUCGGACGCCAGCACAGAGCCGCCGAGGGGGAAGAGGACGAGGAGGACGACCGACCUCUAUUGCUACGAUCGGCGUUGGAGUCCUUGUCCGGCAACGAGUUGGCGCUUGCAGGUGAUACAGAGACGAGCGUCAUUUUGGAGCGACUGCUGUACUCGAUGGACGACUUUGCGAAGAGGGUCCUCGCCGAUCGCUUCACGGGCAACUAUGAUCGACUGGUUCGACAUCAACGCGCCAGUCAUGUAUUGCAGACGUUGUUUGUGUUGGCAGGAGAAACCGUCGAUCGAGAAGUGAGUUGGCACCAUGCUGGAAAGGGUCUCGAGUCAUCAAUAUGGCCAUGCGACUGAUCAAAAGCUGCUCUUCUGGUGGCAGACCCGAGGCAUCAUCGCCUUGCCGCCGACAGCAUCGACAUCCUCGUCCUCGUUGCCGACCAUGUCGACCCUCAUCAUCUCCAUCAUCACCGAACUCGUGCCCGAGCUCCCAAGCCUCCUGUACGAUUCCUUCGGGUCCCACUGCCUCCGCGCCUUGCUACUCCUUGUAGCGGGCCAAGCACCGACAGCCGAAGGUCAAUCCGGUGGUGCCGAGCGAUCGAAGCGAUCCCUUCAGUUCCGCAAAGCACAAGGAUCGAUGAAAUCUUUCCUCGGACCGACCGAAGGAGCCGCCGAUUCGUCGACAGACAAAGGCAAAAAGACUCGCUCGGUGCCAAAAGAGUUUGACGACGCGCUCAAGACGAUGUGGACGACUUUGGAGGUGAUCGAGACCAACUCGGGCGUGUUGUCGUCUUCCUCGGCGGGUAUUCCGGGUGAUGGGGUCAGGAAAGCGGCGAUGGACGCGGUUGCGGGACCGGCGGUACGCAUCUUGAUCGAGUUGGAAGCCGCUCGACCCAAAGGGUGGCGAAUUGGCGGAUGGGCUGAUCGAGUCCUGUGCGGCCUGAUUGAAGAAGUCAAAAAACCCGACACUACGACCGAGGCGCGCACGAACCUUCGAGAAGAGUACCUCGGCGGUCUGUUGCGGCACCCCGCUUCGGCCCCGACGUUGGAAACGAUCCUGCAACAAGCCCCCGACCGCAUCGUCAAGGCGUUGUGGACCGAUUUCUUUGCCGGCAAACUGCAUCGCUUGGCCGGAAACGCCGUCGCCAACUUUGUCGUCGCUGUCGCUCUGUCCAGAUUGGACAAGGACCUCUUCGUCUCGGCUGUGGAGGAACUGAGUCGGAUUGCGAGGGAAAGGAGGGCCGAGUGGGUCGACAACUCGAGGACGGGGGUGAUGAAGAUGCUGCUCGAACGCGCUUCAGCCUUGGAAAGCGCCGAGAAGGAGGUUUCUGAUGUAUGUUCUUGUUUCGUGUUGUUCAAAAUACUUUGACUGACUCGGCCGGAUCAUCUCACAGCUCAUCCUCGACACCUUUGGUCUGCAUACACCGGAGGAACGGCUCUUGAUGAUUCCCUGCGUGCUCUCAUUGAACCGACUCGAGUACUACCGCAAGCUUCCCUCGCACGUCACGGUCGAACCUACCGUACAAGGCUCUCUACUGCUGCAAGCAUUUGCCCAACUACACGCCCCUCAUUCCCAGGCUCUCUACGACUCGUUGAGCUCGUUCAAAAUCGAGGCUCUGACCCCUCUGACGCGGAACCCGACCUCGUCGCGGCUGAUUGACGCCUUCCUCGACUCACCAACGACCCCACCGCGCGAGAUUCGCGGUUUCCUCCUCUCCCUGAUAGGGCACUACCACACUCUCGCCGACGACCGAAUCGGGUCGCGCCUCGUCGAACACUGCUGGGCCGUCGCCGAUGUCUUCCUCAAGGACAAGAUUGCCCAAUCCAUCAGCCAGGAGGGGCAAUUGCCAUUCUUGCAACAAUCGCCGUGGGCGCAUUUUUGGGCGAAAAAGUUGGAGUUGCCGUUGUGGGAACGGAGAAGGGAGGAUUGGAAGACCAAGAUGAGGCAGAGGGAUGUCGAGCUCAAGGGACUUAAGACGGCUUCCGACGCGGCAGCCGCUGCGGCUACCUCGGCCGCUUCGGCGGACGAUUCGAAGCGCAAGAAGAGGAAGAAGGACGAGGUCGAUGAGAUUUUCGAGACCAGGUUCAAGGGUAAGAAAUCCAAGGCUAUGACCAACGGGGAAGGUGGUGAGGCAGGUGGAGAAGCGUUGGUCGAUGUUGCGGCGAUCGAGGAGGCUUCGAAGCGGUCCGAGAAGGUCAAGAAGGAGCGCGCGAAGGAGAGGACGAAGGGCGCGCAUGAUGAUGGGCUCGACGAGGUGUUGGAAGCGCUCAAGAACGUGAAAUGA
Molecule: messenger RNA, 2890 nt
Organism: Microbotryum saponariae
Lineage: Eukaryota; Fungi; Basidiomycota; Microbotryomycetes; Microbotryales; Microbotryaceae
Source: the annotation of a GenBank genome assembly